AUGGCAUUUUCGAGUCAAACUCCAACAAUCGUCGUCUUGAAAGAAGGAACCGAUACUUCACAAGGUAGGGGACAAAUUAUCAAUAAUAUAAAUGCUUGUUUAGCUAUCCAAGAUACCUUAAAGCCAACUUUGGGACCUUUUGGAUCAGAUAUCCUUAUUGUGUCAUCCAAUGGUAAAACAACAAUCUCCAAUGAUGGAGCUACCAUUUUGAAGUUGUUGGAUAUUGUUCAUCCUGCUGCCAAGAUGUUGGUCGAUAUAUCGAGAGCCCAAGACGCAGAAGUAGGUGAUGGUACUACAUCUGUUACAAUUUUGGCUGGUGAGUUAUUAAAAGAAAGCAAAUCAUUUAUUGAGGAUGGUAUCUCAUCACACUUGAUAACCAAAGGUUUAAGAAAAGCUUGUGAACUUGCCAUUGAAAAGAUUCAAGAGAUAGCUUUAGAAGUUAAGAAAGACGACCCCAAAGAGUUUCGUCAAUUAUUAGAAAGAUGUGCCAAAACCGCCAUGUCUUCGAAACUUAUCAGUAACAAUUCCGAAUUCUUCACCAAGAUGGUUGUCGAUGCUGUGUUGAGCUUGGACCAGGACACCUUGGAUGAAAAAUUAAUUGGUAUCAAAAAAGUUGCUGGUGGUUCAAUGGAAGAUUCAUUAUUUGUUGAUGGAGUAGCCUUCAAGAAAACCUUCUCAUACGCUGGGUUUGAACAACAGCCAAAGAAAUUCUCCAAUCCAAAGAUUUUAAAUUUGAAUGUCGAGCUUGAAUUGAAAGCUGAAAAAGACAAUGCCGAAGUAAGAGUUGAACAAGUAAAAGAUUAUCAAGAAAUCGUCGAUGCAGAAUGGAAAAUCAUUUUCAAUAAGUUGGAAGCUAUCUACAACAGCGGAGCUAAUAUCGUCCUUUCCAAAUUGCCAAUUGGUGAUUUAGCCACUCAAUAUUUUGCUGACCGUAACAUUUUUUGUGCUGGAAGAGUCACCAAUGAAGACAUGGACAGAGUUAUCCAAGCAGUUGGAGGAAAUAUCCAAUCCACAUGUUCCAAUAUUACUUCAGUAGAUCUUGGAACUUGUGCUUCAUUCGAAGAAGUCCAAAUUGGUUCCGAAAGAUACAACUUAUUCAAAGGUUGUCCUGAAGCCAAAACCUGUACAUUAAUUUUAAGAGGAGGAGCUGAACAAGUGAUUGCCGAGGUUGAGAGAUCCUUACAUGAUGCCAUAAUGAUUGUUAAAAGGGCAGUUAGUCAUAAUUCAGUGGUCGCAGGAGGUGGUGCCAUCGAGAUGGAAUUAUCCAAGUAUUUGAGAGAGUACGCAAGAUCAAUCGCCGGUAAACAACAGCUCGUUAUUUCAGCAUUUGCCAAAGCUUUGGAAUUGAUACCAAGACAACUUUGUGAAAAUGCAGGUUUAGAUGCUAUUGAAUUGUUGAAUAAAUUGAGAAGUGCUCAUGCUAAAGGCGAAUCUUCGAUUGGUAUUGAUUUCCACAAAGAAUCUAUUGGAGAUAAUAUGGAGAGUUUCAUCUGGGAACCAGCUCUCGUCAAAAUCAACGCCCUUCAAUCGGCUACGGAAGCAGCAAUUGUUGUACUUUCUGUUGACGAAACUAUCAAGAAUGAAGAUCUGAAUCAAGAAGGUAGAGGUAGGGGAGCGUUUUAA
Molecule: messenger RNA, 1623 nt
Organism: Yamadazyma jaroonii
Lineage: Eukaryota; Fungi; Ascomycota; Pichiomycetes; Serinales; Debaryomycetaceae
Source: the annotation of a GenBank genome assembly